Fonsecaea erecta is the source of this 2991-nucleotide messenger RNA. RefSeq lists its product as hypothetical. Bases 1 to 2991 code for a protein of 996 amino acids. Gene Ontology annotation, cellular component: nucleus. The transcript has 4 exons. NCBI's taxonomy places the organism in Eukaryota, Fungi, Ascomycota, Eurotiomycetes, Chaetothyriales, Herpotrichiellaceae. The record is from RefSeq and is a predicted model, not a curated record. Gene Ontology annotation, biological process: regulation of transcription by RNA polymerase II. Gene Ontology annotation, molecular function: DNA-binding transcription factor activity, RNA polymerase II-specific; RNA polymerase II transcription regulatory region sequence-specific DNA binding.
AUGUCGGAAAAUCAAACUCGACCGAGUCAAUCGGUGUCCAAACCCGCCUGGCCGGCAAGAUCGAAUGCAUUUGUCUCGAUACAAGACGAGGGCAGUGCUUCUGCAUCUGCAUCUGCAUCCGGGUCUGCCCUACACUCAGCCUACUCGACGGAUUCUGUCUUGACAGGGCUACAGCAAAACCCUUUAUCCGUCAUGUCCUCUCCCGGUGACCACAUGCCUGGAAGCUUCUUUUCGUCCUCUGAUACCCCGUUUCCGGAUUACUCUGGCUCUUUUGACUCCUAUUCAUUCCAGCAUAUCCAAAGCGACUCCCAGUAUUCUUUUUCUUCUCCUGCUUCAUCGCUUCCUCCUCGCUUCGUGGACUCGUCCUCUGUUGCUAUCGACGGUGUGCCAAGUCACCAGACCGCUACGGGACCAUGGUCACAUCUUGCUGCCACUGAGGGCAUGACUUCGUUAUUGCCUGGAACUUUGAACCCCACUGAACCUGGACUGGCAUCUCAACAUCUUAGAACCCCUGUUCAUAAUCGUGCGUAUUCUUCAGCCAGCGCACGAAAAUCUCUAGGAGACUCGGGCUACGAAACUCGAUCAAGGAAAUCUCAGCAUGAGGUCGACUCAGUGAUGGAAGAGCGGACAGAAAUGGACGAACGUGACACGAUGACACCCAUACCUUAUCUCCUGCCUGACUCAUAUACCCUCUCCAAUUCCUCCACGGUUGGGCAACCGGCAACUCAGCGACCACAGCAGAGAAGUAGAGAAUUGGAAUGCGUGGAAUGUGAUUUUGUGGGCAAGACCAGGUCCGAUCUGAAGAAACACUCUGCUCGCCACAAACGCGAGCACAAAUGUCCCUUUCAGAACUGCCAGCGGCAUACCCAGGGAUUUGCAACUGUUAAUGACCUUGACAGACAUCUGAAAGCCGUGCAUAACAUCAACAAAAGGAACAGCAGAUCCUACAAAUGCUUUGCCGAUGGUUGUAGUAAAGCUGAAAAGGAAUGGCCCCGCUUGGACAACUUCAAGCAGCAUCUCAAAAAGAUGCACAAAGAUAAGAAGAUGGAAGAACUGCUUGAAUUGUCCAACAAGUGGUAUGAAAAGACUCUUCAGCAAACACAAGCUGAUGAGACGGCUUCCCUCGCGACCUCAGUCCCCUCGCGCUCGUCCCAUCCGUUGAUUUCCAUUCCUGACAAUGACUAUGCGGCUCCAACUCCUCCCUUCGAUUCAAAUGCCACCGAGACGCUCCAGAUGUCUCGCCCAUUAGGUCACAAUGAUCCUCUAAUCAACCACGAUCUCACUCACGCCAUGUCGCAGCAAAAUCAGGAUCGAUCCACAUCUACGGCGACUCACGCACUCAGCUUGCAGCAACAGCAGAGCCUUUCAACCCUUGAUACCAAUAAUCUCUCAUCAACCACGGCCUACGUGCAGCAAAGGGCAUGGUCACAGGCCGAUUUUUCUCGUUAUCAGGAUCUGUCGCACCUCCAUUCCGACUUCACCAAUCAAAGAGUCAACUGUCACUUCUUGUCCCGUCCGGCUCGGAAAUCCUCUGACGCCACAAACGCUGCGAUGAGAACGAACUCUGUACUCGGCUACUUCCAGCCAGGGAGGUCAAAACGGCCAAAUACAAUUGCUGUCCCAGACCUCGACCCGGAUCGAAUGACCGACUUCGUCUCACCCCAGGAACUGCCUCAUGUCCCACCAGACCUCGGUGACUCACAGGAAGACUUCCUUAGCUAUGUCGGAUGUAGUACUAACUCCGCCACCGCCGACAACAGCUCAGUGCCUUUACCGCACCAAGGCUUCCAAGCCAGCAUGAUGCAUGCCGAGAAUACAUCUAAGUCCGGACUUCAGAAGGCAAUGGAAGAUGAGAUCAGCUCCUUUUUAGAACUCCAUCGCUCAAACGGAGGGAACGAAUUCCGUUCUGACGAGGAGAUUCUGAACCAAUUCCGAUUAUCUUUGCACUGCAACGAUGGCGUGACGAGUUAUGCCGCCUCAUCUGUUGGGCCGGCUUCGAGGAUCACCGAUGCUGAACUUCCUGGUGGUUUUCGACUGUCCCCGACAAAGCCGGCGCAGGUCUCAUGCCAGUAUCCGGGAUGUACAAAGGUGAUGCAAAGGCAGAGCGAGCUGAAGAAACACAUGAAACGCCAUUACAAACCGUACGGUUGUGUCUUCGACGGAUGUACCAAGACCUUCGGCAGCAAAGACGACUGGAAAAGGCACGAGCAGACUCAACACGAGCAACAAGAGUGUUGGUUUUGUGAUAAAUGUUUCCGGGUCUUUUUCCACGAUUUCUCAAGCUAUAUCGGGCAUAUGCGGGAAGUUCAUUCGGUUUCACGACCUGAAGAAUAUGCCACGCAACGCCGAAUCACCCGCAAUUAUCAGGGCGGAUUUUGGUGUGGUUUCUGCAAGACCAUCAUCACACACUCUAUGACUGAUGUCGAGGCCCUCACGUUGCGCUUCGAUCAUAUUGCGGAUCACUUCAUGAAGGACCACAAGUCUAGCAAAGACUGGGUCGAGCUCACGGGCCAUGGAAAGACUAAAGGGGCACUGUGUGAGAAGGGGAAGCCAGACGAAGGCAUCGCAGAAGAAGAGGACGGUGCCUUAGAAGCCUCACAAGCACCUUCCGAGGCUGCUCAGUCAUCAGCUUCGCAGCAAAGCGGCUUCUCUUCCGCUCACCAACCCUUAUCAGCACAAUCCUUCAGCCCUUCCAGCACCAAGCAGGAAUCAUCACGUAUGGACUACAUACGUGAUUCGACGAUAAUGCCUCAAACGCCUGAUAUGUCCACGACGGCCCAAAGUCAGGGCCAGGGCCAGGGCCAGGGCCAGAAUUCGAACUCGAACUCGGGCUCUCAUCGUGGCGACCAUAAACGCUAUGCCACAGUCAUCAUCUGCUGCCAGUGCAAAAUGUCCAAUGCCUAUCGCUUAAGCACGCGCUGUAUGGAUCCAGCAUGCCAUCAAGAAUUCUGCCCCAGGUGUACCUUGAAAAACCCCAAGGAUGCACGUUAG